GGCCGUCAGUGACCCGAUGCCGGUGUUGUAGGACCGUUACCUCCAGCGACCAGUGUCCAGUGUGUGGUGAACAGUGACUAGCAGACAUGUAUCUACCACUACCAGCCGUGCUGAGUCUAUCCCUGGGUCUCCUGUCUGUGGCCAUAUCAGCACCCUCCACAUCCACCACCGCCGGCGAGAAAGACAAAGACAGCUCCGAGGAAAGCUAUGAGGUAGUGUACGACCAGCGGCAGAACGGCACAGACAAUCUGCGAGUGUCGGUAGAGGACGUGAUGGUAGUGGUAGCGCCGUCGGAAGGUCUCAUGCAGGCAGGGGGCAGCGCCCUCAACUCUCUGGCUCUGGGCGUCGUAGGCGCCGCCAUGCUGGACCGUGUCAAGACUCCUGAUUGUGGGGCUGAGGGAGGUCGCUGCAAGUCCGCGCCUGGAAACUCCCAGAGGUCCCGGCUGAGGCUAUCUAACUUGCUGCAGCCGCUGUUCAACAGAGUGCAGCAUCACUGACGCAGCUGACUCGUCUGACGUCAUCCUGAACACACCGUACCUAGCUGCUGACUUGAGAGAUGGCAUUACGCCCGUUGUUCGGACUGUACUACGCACUCCAGCAAGGCAGUUAAAUUGAAUUGACAACGACUUUUGAUUUACCCACCUCCUUCAGCUUUAAUUUAUGUAUUUAUUGUACUUGCCAAAUAAAACUGUUUGUUA
Molecule: messenger RNA, 698 nt
Organism: Macrosteles quadrilineatus (aster leafhopper)
Lineage: Eukaryota; Metazoa; Arthropoda; Insecta; Hemiptera; Cicadellidae
Exons: 3
Coding region: 87-497 (136 amino acids)
Source: RefSeq, a predicted model, not a curated record